AUGAAGUCGUCGGCGCUACCGGAACCGAAGCCGUACGAUGGGUCCAGCGACCUGGGAGAGUUCAAGCGAGCCUUUCUCCUCAAAUACCAUCAUGUGGUGGAGGAUGACGAAGAGCUGAUCACCAUCUUGGAGGACAGAUUCCUGAAGGGACCAGCGAAAUCACUGUUCAAGACGCUGCAAGGACGAUUCUGCCGACCGGUGAAAGAACUGUUCGAGGAGUUCGAGCGGAAGUUGAAAUGGCGAGCAGAGGAGACUGGAGCCGGGAAGCAUGAAGCGAAGCUGGGGAAACGAGCUGCGCGUCUGAAUAAAAUCAGGGAAUAUCACGUUGGAAACGGAAAUUCUUGCAGAGAGCGGAACCGGGAUGGAUUCGAUCGUGACGGAGGGUCGCGCGUGAUUGUGGACAAGGUGUCGCACAAAUCGCUCGGAACGCUGGCCACCGGACAACUAUCGAUUGCGGAAAAGCUGGAGAAGGAGAAGGAGAUAGGAGGGAGACGGGAGCCGAAGAAGACGGUCGUGCGCGAAGCAGAUCUGGUGAUCGGACCUCGUCUCAAGUUCAAUUCGCCGGCUUACUUCGACAUCAAAGCGAAGGCCGACGUGGCGUGGACGGAGAAAUACGAUUGGAAGGGCGUCGAGAAGGUGGUCAUGCUGGCGAAAUGGACGGUCGAUCCCACCGAGAACGAGAAUCGGGCGGAAAUCAUCGAGUCGAUCGCCAAAGACGUUAAGGAUCUGAUCGUGGUGCCAAUUCGGAUGGCAUGCAAGUUCAACGAAGUCGGAGGGAUAACGGAGUGGUGGAAAAAGAGGAUGCGAACCAGUACGAACGUACGGUUCGUCGAUCCGCAGACGCCCGUUGGACCAAAACAACUUCCGAUGGUUGUGGUCAUCCCGGAGAAGUUCGACUCGGCGGAGAUGAUGGGUGGAUACCUCGAUUCACUCAUUCCGAGGAAUGCGGCGGUGGAGAAACUGAUGGUUGGCCGGAAGUUGGAGGUGGCCAAGAGAGCGAAUCGAUCGACAUAA
Caenorhabditis sp. 36 PRJEB53466 is the source of this 1014-nucleotide messenger RNA. The record is from the annotation of a GenBank genome assembly. Lineage: Eukaryota; Metazoa; Nematoda; Chromadorea; Rhabditida; Rhabditidae.